Messenger RNA from Acanthaster planci (crown-of-thorns starfish), 3329 nucleotides. RefSeq names its product mirror-image polydactyly 1 (gene mipol1). The record is from RefSeq and is a predicted model, not a curated record. NCBI's taxonomy places the organism in Eukaryota, Metazoa, Echinodermata, Asteroidea, Valvatida, Acanthasteridae.
UACAAAUUUUUAUAAAUGUCGCUAGAAAGGUUUAUUGAUUUCAACUUACAAGAUAUUACUCAAAAGAUCAUCUCACCGUUUGGAGUUCAGUGUUUUCUUUUGGAAAAUUUACAAUUUGGACAGUUUGGGGGGGGGGCUGUUAUACUUCCUGUACGUUUAGGCGUAUGGAUGCUGUGCAAAUUGUAACUCUACCCAGUGUCGACAGUUUGUAUCUUCCGAUACCAAACAACUAUUCGAUAAUACAAAAAAAAACUUUUCUCUGCAGUUCUACCGCCAUGAUAUGGCAAAAGGAAAAAAAAAUAACUGAACAUUUUGGACAGAAGUAUUUAAAUCAAAACUGUUGAAUGAUAGUCAUUUCAUUUUCCGAAGAUGUCAGACAGAUUUUCCAUUUCUGUGGGAACCUCAUUGGUAUCGCUUCUUCAUUGAUAUCGACUCUCAGUGGGUUUUUAUCGAUCGAUUCACUCGGUCAACAAACAAGAAUUCAAGAUGGCGGAAAUAGAGCGUCGGUUUCUGGGCAGCGGUCGAUCUAGGCAGCGUUCACCGUAUUGUGAUCCUUACGGAGGAGGCGAUGAAGAGAGAAUGUUGAUGGAAGACAUGCACCAUACUGUGAGCCAGACAAAAGACAAGAUUGGGAGCUUACGACAGGCUUUAGCAGAAAAAAAUCAAGUGAUCAGAAGGGAGCGUGCCCUGCGGAAAGCCGCAGAGCGUCGCGAGCUUGACAAAUCUACUGAGGCUUCCUUCAUUGAUAUGUAUGCCGGCUCCAAUCCAUCCGUCAAUGAAGAGCUGAAAGACUGGCUGUCACCUGCUAAGCAGAGAGAUCGCAUACUGAGGGAUGGUAAACCGCACCCUAAAGAGAGAGACCUCCAGGAAAAAGCAGAAUCGGCCAAGCGGUCCCCCUCAGAAAACAAAGGGGUCGACCAGACAGAUGCCGCUACAAGGGAUGACCUGAGCGUGACCUCUGACGAAGGGAUGAGAAUGGAUGAGAGUGAGGACGGAAGGGAGAGGCAGGGACGACGAUUCCGGAAGCCCAGGAGAAGAACUCGUGACGAUUACUACCUAGACAGCCGUCCUGACUGGAACCCUAACUUCACCAUGCCCCCUGCCCAUGGCACCUGGUACCCUCCUGUGAUGGGCCACUACUCGGUGCCACCCAACCCGUGGGUCAGCCCGCACCGCGUGAUGGUACCCCCCGACCAGGCUGGGCAGUGGCACUCAGUGGGGCCCAGCUAUGGUCAGUUUGCCCACAGUGAGCCCAAUCUAGCCAGCGGGCCGCCCCCGCUGGUCCGCAGACACAGCGAUGUCGGGCAGGCUGCACCCAAGUUGAUGGAGACUUCUACCCCAGAAACAAGGAACACAUCCAAAGAGAUUGAAGAUAAGUCCAAGUUGUCACCAGGUGCUACUGCCAACCAGCUUGGGCCGCAGGUGACCAGCACGCCCAUCAGGGUAGUGGUCGACAGGGGAACGAGUGCCAAGAUGGACUUUGAGGAGGGCGUGCCCAUGCUGUUGUCAGAGCUAGGGUCAACCAGAGAUGUCAACAAAGAGUUGCAGGAGAGACUUCUAGAGACAGAGCAGGAGAUUGAGUCCAUGCGGCUGUCUCAGAGCCUGACGGAGGCAACACUGGAGGCUCGGGUAGCUGCUAGAGCUGCUGCUGUGGUGGAAGAGAUUUAUGCAGCUCAGAAGGAAAGAGACGAAGCCAUCAUGGCCAGGCUGCGAGUGGCCAACGAGGAACGAGACGAGUCCAUAGCCAGGUUGCGCAGGCUGGAAAAUAAGGACGAUUUUGACUCAGGGACAGAUGUGGAUGAUGAUUAUGGCCCCUCAGACAUGAGCAUGGGCGACUUGCUGGCAAGGCUGAGCACGUCAGACACAGGGCCGGAGAUAGCCAUGUACGGCAAGUCCAUCCUGGGUCAGAUUAACCGGGUCAAGACUAGCAAGGGGCGCAUCGUUGCCGAGGAGAUGCGGACGAUCAUCCAGGAAAAGGAUGCAGCACUGGCCAAGUGUAAGAAGCUGGAGAGAGAGGCCAUUGAGCUGAGACGGACUGCUGGAGGUCUGGCUGCUCUGAAUAAUAGUGAGCAGAGCCAGAGGACUCAGUUGGAUGCCACAAGACAGGAGAGAGAUGCAGCAUUGGCUAAAGCACGCAAGAUUCAAGAAGAACUUGAUGAGGUCAAAAUAUACUACAGCCUCCACAAGUCCCUCUCCCAGGAGGUUGAGCUCCGGGACCAGUUCAACAACACCAUCAGUGACAUGACGGAGCAGGUCAAGGUCAGUGACCAGGUCCUGGCCCAGACCAAGUUGAGCAACAGCCAGCUGGCUGCCCAGGUCAAGCAGCUGCAGAACGAGCGCAGUGCCAUGGCCGCCCAGCUGCAUCAGGCGCUGCAGGCCCAGCGAGAUGCACAGGCCAAACUCAAAGAAAAGGAAAGAUUGAUUGCAGUUCUGAGGAAGAAAGUUGCAGAGGGAACCGUCAAAACUGUGAACUAGAUUCCUAAAUUCUCAAAUUGGAUCCAUCCUGCAUGUAUGAUUGAUCGAUCAGCGAUUCUCAACACCGACCCCCCCCACCAUCCGCUAUUGACAGAAAGAAAAGCAAACAGCCUGUCCAAGAGAAAUAGCCGUAUGAAUAGAUAUGUAAUUCAGCCUGCUGUGUCGUUAGUAUCUAUCUUUUUUACUAUCUUUCUUUCCCUCCCCUCUCCCCAAACCCAACAUCUGAUGAUGGCUGUUGCAGCUGUUUGCAUUUGCACACUGCGUUGGAGACGCGCUUGGCAGCCUGGCCAUUCCAUUUGGACAAAUAUGGAUUUCUUGCCUUGGCACAAGGAGGCCCAGGGUGUUUGCCUGUAGACACUGAAGAAAAGUCUCUGUCCACCGACGACAAAUGAGAACAAACAAGCCUUGAAGUUUCAGGCUCUCAGAAAGGCAAAAGGAAAAAGGUAAAAAGAAAAAAAAAUCUGAUAAGGUCCCGAUCUGGACUGAUAUAUUGCCAAUUCUGAUCAGGGAGCCCCCAGCCACAAGAUUCCUUACUGUUGGUCAACAAGGCUUGGGUUUACCUCAGUUUCUUUUCUGUUGUGAGCCUAAAGAGGCCUUUGGUGUUUGUCAAGAGGAGCAGAUCGGUCGGGGAAGUGUCAGCUAUGAUACGUUGGAAGAAAUCCCCAUGUUUGAGUGGAGACAAUUGCUUCACUUGAUGAAUUGUCAAUCUCUGGUCACAUAACCCUCCAAAUCACUCACAGAGGAUGACCUGCGUGGUAUCACAUUAUGAGGAUGUCAUUAUUUAGAAAAAAUUGUCGUAUUUUGUCUGCUUUUGAAACAGUUUACUUGGAAUUAAUUUUUCUGUUUUGAAGUUU